Molecule: messenger RNA, 2181 nt
Organism: Penicillium antarcticum
Lineage: Eukaryota; Fungi; Ascomycota; Eurotiomycetes; Eurotiales; Aspergillaceae
Product: grainyhead-like protein
Exons: 4
Coding region: 1-2181 (726 amino acids)
Biological process (GO): regulation of transcription by RNA polymerase II
Cellular component (GO): nucleus
Molecular function (GO): RNA polymerase II cis-regulatory region sequence-specific DNA binding; DNA-binding transcription activator activity, RNA polymerase II-specific
Source: RefSeq, a predicted model, not a curated record
AUGUUCAGCAACCGGAACAACCACCAAAAGCCUGAUGGCGACUUCAUCAGUCGCUUCCAACAAGCCUUCUCCGAUGUCGUUCCUCGCAGAGACAGCCAGAGUUCCUCGGCUGGACGACCAAGCCUUGACCAGAAUGGAGAUACCAUGAUGUCUUCAACAAGGACUACAGAACACGACAUGAAAUUUGAUCACGACAUAAAAUUACCCACCAACGACCGCACACCUCGAAAUAUGCAAGAAUUGGGCUUGACACCAUCAUGGAUGGAGCCUGGUUCCUUUUCAAUGAUGCCUUACGGCGGUCAACACUCUGGUCUUUUUACGCCAAACUCCGGUGGAAUGGGCGCUAUCUACCACAACCAGGCCGGUGAUUUGCAUACACCAACCGGAAUGCCUAUGAUCACGCCGCUCUCUCUUAGCAACCCCAUGCAUGGCGCCCAUCAUCACCCCGGCAAUGGCUUUGAACCCUUUAACCCACACUUCCUCGCCAGCAUGCCGGAAAUCAACCCGUAUGCGCAACAGGCGUCAUACGCUCCAAGCGCAUUCAUGCAUCAUAAUUCAAAUUUUAACGUUAUGGAUGAAUCAGUCGAUGAUUCCUCUGUUAAUGACAUGAACAUGGAUUCAGCAUCUAACGUGACGGCUUCUACGGAUUACUCAGCCCCAACAGGUCCAACAGACGACAUGUCUUACGCCAAGGGCGAAAAAUUCCGUUUUAAUGUCUCUCUUCGCGCACCAACCGCGAUGGUUAAGAACAUGAGAGAAAUUCCAGUGACUUAUCUUAAUAAGGGACAAGCAUACAAUUUGUCAGUCACAGAUUCGAGCCCACCAGCUGGCAGCUCUCGCCCCAUUCGAUACAGAACCUAUGUUCGCAUUUCUUUUGAGGAACAAGAGCAAAGGGCGAGACCCUCUGCGUGUUGGCAAUUGUGGAAGGAAGGUCGAGGUUCCAGCGAAGCCCACCAACGUGGUGGAAAGUUGUUGGCUGUCGAAUAUGUAGACCCUUUACAAGGUGGCGGCGAUUCUCACAAGCACCGUCAAGUACAAGUUGAGCAAUUGUCAGUCGAUGGAUUCUGCGUCACAUGGACCGCCAACCCAAUGACUGGUUCCUCGGAUUGCAACAUCCCCGUGCGAUUCAACUUCCUUUCUACUGAUUUCAGUCACUCUAAAGGCGUCAAAGGCAUUCCUGUCCGACUUUGCGCAAAGACUGAAAUUGUUCCCCCAGGCGAAAUGUCUGGCGUAUCACGCGACGUGGAGCUCUCUUACUGCAAAGUGAAACUUUUCCGGGACCACGGAGCUGAGCGGAAGAUGUCUAACGACAUUGCGCAUGUCAAGAAGACUAUCGACAAACUCAAGCAGCAGAUUUCCCAGGCCGAAAUGGGUGGUGGUUUCGCCAAGCGGAAGCGCGGCAACAACGCUACUGCAACUGCCAAGGGAACCGACCGUUCUAUGAAAUUGUCCAAGCACAAGCGUACUUGGUCACAGAGCUCAGAUAACUCGGAGAAGCCGUCUCUGGAAGACGACCUCCAAUCAAAACUAAGCGUGAUGCAGGAGAUGUUCUCAUCAACUCGUUCAGUGAGCGUGUUCGGUUUACGCGGCGACCAACUUGAUGAUCCCGAUCUAUACCCGAUCCGAUUGCCUGGUGAUGGGGACUCUGUCAAGUUUGAGACUGUUAGCCGGACUGGCACUGGUGAUUUAUUGUCGGCAGAAGCAUUGAUGCCUUCGCCGGAAAGCAGCAACCCCUCUGAAAAUUCACCACACACGUACUCGCGUCCAAUGACUAUCCAAAAGAACCCAUCUGCCGAUCAAGCCCCUCGGGGUUUCCUCGAGGCUGUCGGUAUCGACUCAACUUAUCGACCUCCCUCGGAACGCCCGCCCAAGCCGAUUGCCUGCUUUUACGUUCGUUUCUCUGGAAACGAGGAGGGUCUUCAGGACUAUUAUCGCGCUAUCUACUUGACCGAACGCACUGUCCGGGACCUCAUGAAGCAGAUUUCCAGCAAGCAACAGAUCGAUCCGGUACGCAUCGUCAGCAUCAAGCACGUCACCGAAAAAGGCAUGCAAAUUAUGGUGGAUGAUGAUGUGGUUCGGGAGCUUCCCGAGGGGCAAGACAUGCUCGUCGACAUAUCGACAAUGUCGGGCUCCAAUGUUGACGCGCCUGGAUCUCCCAUUGAGAUCAAGUUGACGUUCUAA